ACCGUGUGUUAUUAUUGAUUAUCUCAAAGAUACGAUACAUAUGAACCUAAUAUAUAUAGGUUAGAUAAAUACAAUUAGGUACCCUCUAAUUUAAGUAAAAUACAAUGCAACACAUAAACUUAGUCUACCACAACCGGUGGAACAUGAAUCAAGGUCGCAAUUGCAUCACUUCAGUUGCAGAACACAGUCCACCGCCUGAAUUUCUUCCCAAACUUCUUUCACCUUCUUCAGAGAUCUCAAAUACAGGUCGUCAGACUUUGUACCGCUUCUUCAUACCAUCUGCACAAAAUCGAUUCAUAGUUCUUAUGGAAAAAAAAACCCUUGGUAUUGAAGUUAGGAGUAGAAAUAGACACCUUUGUGCUGGCAAUCAUGUGUUAGAGUACCUGCAACCAUCGUGGGAGAGGUCGGUAUGUGCUAGGGUUCAAUUUAGGGGAUUAUGUUUGUUUCUUCACAAAGAACCCAAUAACAACACCACCGAUACUACUAUUGGAAUCGUCGACGUUCGAUUGCAGUUCGUUUCCUCUAUGAUUUCCACAUACACUAAAGCAGCUACCUUCCGGUCACCAUCCCAGCCAGAAUUAAUUGACAACAGUAUACAUCUAUUAAAGCUUGGAAAUAAGUGA
Messenger RNA from Lactuca saligna, 623 nucleotides. The record is from the annotation of a GenBank genome assembly. NCBI's taxonomy places the organism in Eukaryota, Viridiplantae, Streptophyta, Magnoliopsida, Asterales, Asteraceae.